UGAAACAGCUGCAGUUAACCAUGGCUCUGCAGCAGUUUGUGUGCUGCGUCACUGUGCUGAUCAUUUUCUUCUGCAAAGGUUGUGACUCACAGCAGCCCGCAUGUGGCAGCAGGGCUGUGAACAGCAGCUUCACAGGAGUUGGUGACGCUGCAGCAGGAAGUUGGCCCUGGUUCGCUGAUAUAAGAGUUGAUGGAGGGCCUUCAUUCAUUAAUGCUGGAUUUCUAGUUCUGCCUACCAGUUUUGGGUUUGGAGGGUCUCUGAUCAACGACCAGUGGGUGCUGACAGCUGCAUCCACCAUGUCACUGGAUUUCAGUAGCAGGGUGGUCUAUCUGGGCCGCAACAGCCGCUCAGGUCCAAACCCAAAUGAAGUGAAUCGCACAGUGGUAAACAUCACCUGCCAUCCUGGCUUCAACUCGUCGACUCGUGAGAACGACAUUUGUCUUCUGAAGCUGUCGGCUCCUGUCAAUUUCACAGACUACAUUCGGCCGAUCUGCUUAGCCUCACAAAACAGCACCUUCAACAAUGAGACCAGCAGCUGGACCAUCGGCUUUAAUUUCUUUGUAAUCAGCAAUAACCUGCAGGAGGCAAACGUACCAAUAGUGGGAAACAGUGAGUGCAAAGCCAGCAAUCCACGGGUCCCAGACAGCAUCAUCUGUACUGGAAGGAUAGAUUCAUGUUUGACUAGUUUUGGGGCACCACUGAUGACUCAGAGUGGAUCCGUCUGGCUGCAGAGUGGACUUCUCAUUGUGCUUGGAUGCUCUGGACGUCCUUCAACCUACACUCCUGUGUCCCAGUACCAGCAAUGGAUCAGCGACACAGUUACAGGGACACCACCAGGCUUUUUUACCUUCCCCUCCCCAGACAGUUCAUUACAAACCACCGCUCCUCCCACUGCUUCUCCCACUUCCCCUCCCACCGCUCCUCCCACCGCUCCUCCCACUUCCCCUCCCACCGCUCCUCCCACUGCUCCUCCCACCGCUCCUCCCACCGCUCCUCCCACUUCCCCGACAUGUGCGGGUGUGUUUUGCAGUGGUGAAAACCUGGGGCCCGUUCUUCGUACCUCGCUAAGUAGGUUAGCCGGAUUAGAUUGUUGACGAUUUCGCGUGA
Messenger RNA from Maylandia zebra (zebra mbuna), 1107 nucleotides. RefSeq names its product chymotrypsin-like protease CTRL-1. The record is from RefSeq and is a predicted model, not a curated record. Gene Ontology annotation, biological process: proteolysis. NCBI's taxonomy places the organism in Eukaryota, Metazoa, Chordata, Actinopteri, Cichliformes, Cichlidae. Gene Ontology annotation, molecular function: serine-type endopeptidase activity.